AUCUGAGGGGUAGAAGAGGGUGGGACCCUGCCUCAGAAUUAGUACCUGAAGUCCUGCCCACUACCAGACAAUCUUUCCACAACACGCUGUCCAUCCCACUAACGAGUAUGGACACCUGUGGGAUGCUCUUACCUCCUCCCUCAGCCCUCUUUAUGCCCUCACAUUCCACUUCACACUGGCCCCUUCACACUCCCCCUGUGGUCCUUGUCUUCCUGCCUGUCACACAGCAUCACAGAGCUUCCGCUCAGGUGCUGACAGACGCCCUCUCCCAAACAGCUCAAACGGGUCAUAUCCCAGUUUGAAGGAUUUUGUCUUCAGGACGUUUUUCUUUUCUUGUUUUUUUUUUUGUACUGGGGAUCGAACUCAGGACCUUGCUCUUGAGAGGCAGGUGCAGAGCCACUGUACUAAAUCCCCCACCCCAAAUUCUAGGCUUUGCAUCCAUUUGAAAAGUGACUACCCUAUGCCUAAGCUAUUUUUACAGGCACAAGGAACUGCAGUGAACCAAAUACACAAAAAACCUGCCUGCUUGGAGCCCACCGACAGCGCUUCACAAGGGGACUCCAGCCUCCUUUUACAGCCCACCUUGGACGAAUCCUACCAGCCUCACCAAGAUGAGACGACAGACCCCUCCUCCCUGACACCCCUUUGUGGCCUGAGCCCUAGGGUGUCCCGAAAGUGGAGGUUAGUUGCUUCUGGCUGCAGGCCCGCAGCCCCUCCCUGCUCCCAGGAUUGUGAGCUAAGAGCUGGGUGUGGAGCCUGGCUCCGCCCUGGAGCGACAGCCAGCAUCUGGGCUGGUUCCCACCACCACACAGGCAGGGAAGGAGUGUGGCCCCGUCCCCUCCCAGGAAUGUCUCAUCCCCAGGCUUCAUGCUGGACACAGGGGACCCCGGUCUGCGCUCUUGCAUCCACCGUAGCAAAGGAGGAAGACAAGGUAGGCAGCGCCAGUACAAAGUCCCAGAUGUUACACGGCCAGUGCAGCAGUUUCUCCCUGCACCAUAACCAGAGCCACCUCAAGAUAAAUGAAUUUUCCUGGAAGAAAGUUGCCAAUGCCUUGUCCCUGGCUAACAUGGUCCUGGGGCUCUUCUCCAUCUUCUGCAGCUUUAACAGGAAAUCUCACUGUGCCUCCUGGAUGCUUCUGAUGAGCUUCCUGCUGGACAUAGUGGUAGGGGCGAUGACCAGACACCUUAACAUCUGCUGCAAAACAGGAGCCGAGCUGAAUGACUUUGCCAUCUUCACCACCUUCGGCCUGGCUUCGGGCCUGCUCCUUGGUGUGGAUGGGCCUCUGAAUGGGUUUGUGGCCAUCGUCUAUGUGUUAACCACUUCUUUCCGUCUGGGUUUUUAUUCAUCUGGUGAGUGCAACACAGGAGUUCCCUUCUCUUACAAGGGCCUACCCUGCCCCUAUGCUUCCUGUGUUUUGGCUUCUAUCUCCCUUCUGACCAAAGGCAACACAUUCAUUCUCUGCUGCAUGGCCUCACUCAUGAUUCUGUUCAUGACAGACCAGAGCUACUACCCACGAGAUGAUGUCCUGGAGUCUGAGAACUGGAAAAAAGUGGUUUAUGUGGGAGGUGUCAUCAUGCUGUUUUUCUCCCCAUUUUCCCUCACUGCUUUUUAUUGCCUGAUGUGGUCGCUCUCCUACAUCUUCUUUCUGGAUGCACUGUGGGGCAGGGCAGCCAGCCUGAGGCUCUAGCAUGGAGGAAACCACAGCUCUACCAACUCCCGCUGGCCUCCGUGGGCUCUGUGCCAACAUGUGGGGCCCAGCCUUGCUUCACAUCACUAAAGCUGUCCUUGUGCCUGAGUUGUCAGAUGCCAGAUACAUGCGAUCUGUGUUGUCUUGAGCCACAGCGAGCCACAGUCAGGCCAGCAGCCUUUGCUUCUUUCUCUUUAUUCAGGGUUCAUACUCCUUUGAGGCGAUACUUGUACAUGUCAUUCAGUACAGAAUUUUUUUCCAAGAUGUUUUGGCUCUGUUUAGCUUCUGGCUCUGUCACUAUGCAUUAGAGUUCAGCCCUGGGAAAGAAGUGAUGUUCUCCAGAGUUGGUGUAGCCACCACCUUGGCCUGGCUGGAUGGCAGUUAUCCCAGUGGCAGGGUGGCCUCAACUACAGGCUCUGGCUCAGAGAGCAGAGCUCAACAUAGGACAUUCACACUGCUUACCCUGCAUGUGUCUAAGGCUUCGUAACUUAAAACUUCUGUAUUUAAUAGUUCAAACCUUCAGCUUUUUGCUUCCUUUAGAGAUAACAUGCAUGGUAGCACAAGAGCACCAUCUGGUUUAAUCUCAAACACUAAACUCUGGUCAAAUGCCACUUCAUCUCUUCAAAUCCAAAUCAAAUAGAAAAGAACAGUAUCAUUAGGUAAAGCUGAGUCUUCCAGAGGACUGGGUCCAUUGAAAACAGUGAGUCCCCAGCGUCACCAGUGAACUGGCCCCCUCCAGAUGGGUUGCCAGAGGAGUGCUAACCUGUUCCUUCCCACAGGUGGCACCAGAGCACCUUUAACCACACAUCCAGCUGUCUAAAGUUUUGACUCUCAGGUUUUCACAACCAUGUGGUAAAAUAUACGUCAAAUCUACAACUAGAUUUAUAAAAAUACCAAUCCAGGCUGGGCGUGGUGGCGUACUCCUGUAAUCCCAGCACUCGGGAGGCUGAGGCAGGAGGAUCACUGGCUGUGGAUCAAAUUCAGAGCCUCAUGGACACCAGACAUGUGCUCUACCUCUGAGCUACAGCCCCAGCCCUCUG
Messenger RNA from Fukomys damarensis (Damara mole-rat), 2727 nucleotides. It is a transcript of the gene Tmem269, whose product is annotated as transmembrane protein 269. Lineage: Eukaryota; Metazoa; Chordata; Mammalia; Rodentia; Bathyergidae. Gene Ontology annotation, molecular function: phosphotransferase activity, for other substituted phosphate groups. The record is from RefSeq and is a predicted model, not a curated record. Gene Ontology annotation, cellular component: membrane. The coding region runs from base 461 to 1687 and encodes 408 amino acids. Gene Ontology annotation, biological process: phospholipid biosynthetic process. The transcript is spliced from 8 exons.